AUGUUUUAUUCAGAACAACUUUUGGCCAAGACCGGGCCUCUCGCUCGCGUCUGGCUCGCCUCCAAUGUCGAGCGCAAGCUCUCGAAAUCGCAAGUCCUGCAGUCAGAUAUUGAGAGCAGUGUGGGCGCUAUUGUUGACCAAGGACAUGCCCCUAUGGCAUUGCGCCUAAGUGGUCAGCUCAUGCUGGGCGUGGUGCGAAUCUAUGGGAGAAAAGCCAGAUAUCUGCUCGAUGAUUGCCACGACGUCCUGCAAAAGAUCAGACUGACCCCUCGAUUGGCCAACAAUCAUGAUCUGCCAGCUCAUGCGACGACCGCUGCUGAUCUCAACCUGCCUGAAUUGCUCACCAUCGAUGACUUGUUCUCCAGCAUGGACUUCACAUUGACCAUGACCCAGGAGCCGACCACCAUAAGAGGCCAAAGUCUAUUGGCGGAUGACGACUGGACGAGCUCUCUCAGGCUCCGGCAAAGUAGUACACAAUUAACGCCCGCCCCGGCCGAAGAAGCACUAUACACCGGGGAUGACCUGAACCUCGACUUUGGAGAAGGCGAUGAUAUGGACAUGAAUGACACCACCAUCAGCAUGCAGGUUGGCCGAAAUGCAACAACUCCCAGACCCACUGGCGACGACGAGGUUCUUCUGUAUGACGACGAGGAUGCCCUCGACUUGGAUUUUGGGGAGGACACACCCAUGCCGGACCCGCCUCAUUCGCCCAGGGCGGAUAAUACAUUACCUCCCGUCGAUGAUGCCAGACCGCUUGAGUUUGGAGAUGAUGAAACCCUCCAGUUACAGGACAUGGCGGAUUCCGCAAACCGGCAACGAGACACGGAAUCUCCCUUGUCAGAAGCCAACUCUGACACCCUUCGCGAACUCGAUCGGACAUUCCAGGACCUAAAAGACGAGGAAAUUGAACAAGUCGUGGUCCAACAACGUCAGCGGAGUAAGAAGCUGAAACCACUCGAGCCCGACGUUGUGACCGUCCUCCCCAACAGGCAACUCGGAGCACAAGCAGAAGACCGAUCGAAAAUCUUACGCGCCCCUUCAUUCCUCCCACGGGACCCUCUCCUGCUGACCUUGAUGAACAUGCAAAAGAACGGCGACUUUGUCUUGAACGCAAUGAAUGACGGCCGGUCCAAAGAUUGGGCACCUGAGCUCCAAGGUCUGUUGUCAUUCGAAACAGUAAUGAAAUCCGGGCAACUCAAACGGAAACGGGAUAGCGGUAUCGCUGGCCUGAGCGAAGACGAACACAGUGAAAAGUCUCCACGGCUAGAAGGUCCAGAGGACGCCGUGCAGGAUGAGGGUGUGUAUCUCGACGAUGCUGGUCGCGACAUCACCCUGAAUGACACGAUCCCACAAGCCACGAUUGAGGGUAGCCCAGCGGUCCGAGAUGAGGUUGAUGAGUACGAGAAUGCCAGUUUUGAUGGUGACGACACCUUCGACGAUACGACGGUCCCGCUUCUCCAUCCCGCGGAUAGUGGUCCCAUCUCACUGGGCACGCAGCAUGCAGUCCAUCUCCUGCGUGAUCGACUUGGUGGUGCUGGGGGUGCCCAGCCAUCUUCACCGGUCAACAGAUCCGUGCUCCUCCAACAACUCGUCCCAGAGGGUCGGACAAGCAAAGAAAUUGCCACCAAUAUGUUCUUCGAGGUGCUCGUACUGGCCACCAAGGAUGCAAUAAAGGUCGAACAAGGCGACCACGAAUUGGGAUUGCCCGUGCGGAUCAGAGCAAAACGAGGUCUGUGGGGGUCAUGGGCAGAGACAAGGCCAGGGGAGGAUCCCACUGCUCCAACAGCUUCUCAGCAAGUGGCUGCCUCAGCUUAA
Fonsecaea erecta is the source of this 1815-nucleotide messenger RNA. RefSeq lists its product as hypothetical. Gene Ontology annotation, molecular function: protein binding; chromatin binding. Bases 1 to 1815 code for a protein of 604 amino acids. The transcript is spliced from 2 exons. Gene Ontology annotation, cellular component: cohesin complex; synaptonemal complex. The record is from RefSeq and is a predicted model, not a curated record. Lineage: Eukaryota; Fungi; Ascomycota; Eurotiomycetes; Chaetothyriales; Herpotrichiellaceae. Gene Ontology annotation, biological process: mitotic sister chromatid cohesion; synaptonemal complex assembly; replication-born double-strand break repair via sister chromatid exchange.